Molecule: messenger RNA, 1105 nt
Organism: Panicum hallii
Lineage: Eukaryota; Viridiplantae; Streptophyta; Magnoliopsida; Poales; Poaceae
Exons: 2
Coding region: 246-740 (164 amino acids)
Source: RefSeq, a predicted model, not a curated record
GAUCGCGUCGCGUAGACCGUGCCCGACCCCUUCCUCCUCCCGUCUGUCCCCUCCUCUCCCUCUGAACUCCACUCCGUCGCGCGCGGCGCCGCGGCAGAGAAAGGUUGCGGAAGACGACUAGCCUAGCCACACACACCCACUCGCGCGGGGGAAAGCCAAGGAGCCGCCAAUGGCGCCGCGCUGGCCGUGACCAGAGGCCCGGGAGUUGCGGCGGGGACGGGAAGGACGAGGGCGGGCGGUGUGCGAUGGUGCGCGGGCCGGCGAUGGCCCCUGUCGCUGGGCCCGGGGCGGUAGCCGCGGCUGCUGCCGCCGCCGCCGCGGCAGCGGAGGAGAUGCGGUGGCGGCAGCUGGACAGCGGCGUGAGCGCGGUGUCGUUCGGGUUCGUGGCCACCGCCAUCCUCGUCUCCAUGUUCCUCGCCAUGGCCAUCCUCGAGCACUUCCUCCGCCCCCCGGCCCACGCGGCCGCCCCGCCGCCCCGGGGGAUCCUCCGCCGCCUCCUCGGCCGCGGCGGCGCGCGCGGCGCCGCCCCCGGCGCGGAUCUCGAGGCGGCGAGGAAGCUCGAAGGCCACGCGCCCCUCGAGAUACCUGUGUACCCGAAAGGCGUCUCAGUUCUGAUGCCAGGGCAAGACGUGCCAACGUUCAUCGCGCAUCCUGCUCCAGCACCCUGCCCUCCGGAGAGGAUCCAAUGGCCAUCGCACCAGCCCCCUCCUUUCGCCGGUUCCUCAUCAAACCCUAGCUAGCGUUGAGACUUGCGUGUAGUCAGAAUCACCAAAGUCUGUAGAGGGGUAGCCGUGUGCCCUGUGGACUUAUCGGCGAUCCAUUCGGAAUCCAUGGUGGCUGAGUAGCAUGACAGCCAAUGCAGUCUCUCGGCUCUCUCGCUCUCUUUCUGUAUCUGUACAGGUUUUAGGUCUUGUUCUGCGGCAAGCUUUGCCGCUGCCCCCCUGCUGUCUUGUGGCGGGCGGGCGAGCGGCGGCUGGUGGAUCUCUGGAGUAGUUGUUGCUGAUCCCGCUUGCUGUGCUAGUAGAUGGCCUGAUGGGGCGUGUUAUGUGGACUCAGUUGGCAAAUGUGCGCCGCCAGGUGUUUAAUUUCAGGAAAUCGUUUCGUC